Messenger RNA from Hyphopichia burtonii NRRL Y-1933, 1587 nucleotides. RefSeq names its product amidophosphoribosyltransferase (gene ADE4). Bases 1 to 1587 code for a protein of 528 amino acids. The record is from RefSeq and is a predicted model, not a curated record. Lineage: Eukaryota; Fungi; Ascomycota; Pichiomycetes; Serinales; Debaryomycetaceae. Gene Ontology annotation, cellular component: cytoplasm. The transcript has a single exon. Gene Ontology annotation, molecular function: amidophosphoribosyltransferase activity. Gene Ontology annotation, biological process: purine nucleobase biosynthetic process; purine nucleotide biosynthetic process.
AUGUGUGGUAUAUUGGGAGCCGUUUUAGCGGAUCAACAAUCAAAUGUUGCUCCAGAGUUAUUUGAAGGGGCCAUGUUUUUACAACAUAGAGGACAAGAUGCUGCUGGGAUAGUUACCUGUGGUAAUAAAGGACGUUUUUACCAAUGUAAAGGUAACGGUAUGGCCCGUGAUGUUUUCACUCAAUCCAGAAUGAAUAAUUUAAUUGGUAAUAUGGGUAUUACUCAUUUAAGAUAUCCAACCGCUGGAUCAAGUGCAGGAAGUGAAGCCCAACCAUUUUAUGUUAAUUCACCAUUUGGUAUUUCGUUAAGUCAUAAUGGGAAUUUAGUUAAUUCUAAUUAUUUACGUCGUUAUUUAGAUGAAGAAGUCCAUCGUCAUAUUAAUACUGAUUCCGAUUCUGAAUUAUUAAUAAAUAUUUUUGCUAGUGAAUUAGAUAAAUUUAAUAAAUCCAGAGUUAAUAAUCAAGAUAUUUUUCUGGCAUUAAGUGGAACCAUGAAUAUUAUUAGAGGAGCUUAUGCCUGUGUUGCAAUGUUAGCCGGCUAUGGGGUUAUUGGAUUUCGUGAUCCAAAUGGGAUUAGACCAUUAUUGUUUGGAGAACGAGAAACUGAAAAGGGGAAAGAUUAUAUGUUAGCAUCAGAAAGUGUUGUAUUAAAAGCACAAGGAUAUAAUAAAUUUAGAGAUGUUAAACCUGGAGAAGCAGUUAUAAUUAGAAAAGAUGGAUACGUUGAAUUUAAACAAGUUAUUGAAAGUAAAAUAUUUGCCCCCGAUAUUUUUGAAUACGUUUAUUUUGCAAGACCGGAUUCUGUUAUGGAUGGAGUUAGUGUUUAUCAUUCGAGAAUUGAAAUGGGUAAUAAAUUAGCUAAAAAAAUUGAAGAAACUUUACAAGGAGAAAAAAUUGACGUUGUUAUUCCAGUCCCCGAUACAUCACGUACCUCAGCAUUACAAUGUGCGGUAUCAUUAAAUAUACCAUUUAGAGAAGGAUUUGUUAAAAAUAGAUACAUUGGAAGAACCUUUAUAAUGCCAAAUCAAAAGGAAAGAGUUAGUUCAGUUAGAAGAAAAUUAAACGCCAUGGAAAGUGAAUUCAAAGAUCGAAAUGUAUUAUUAGUUGAUGACUCGAUUGUUAGAGGAACAACAUCAAAAGAAAUUGUUGCAAUGGCUCGAGAAGCCGGUGCUCGUAAAGUAUUUUUCGCAUCUUGUGCACCACCAAUUAGAUUUAAUCAUAUUUAUGGUAUUGAUUUAGCAGAUACAAAAGCCUUAGUUGGAUUUAAUAGAAAUGAAGAGGAAAUCAGUCAAGUGAUUGGUGCCGAUCAAGUUAUUUACCAAGAUUUACAAGACUUGAUCGAAUGUUGUCAAAAAUCUGAAGAUAAAAUUGAAAAUUUCGAAGUUGGUGUUUUCACCGGUAAAUACAUUACUGGUGUUGAAGAUGACUACUUGGAAGAAUUAGAAAAAAUUAGAGCUCAAAAUCAAAGAUUGAAACAACAAAGUCAAUUACAAGGAUUGAGUGUUGAUGCAUGUAUUGAUGCUAGUGAUAUGGUGGAUGUUAAAGCAGAAGUAGAUAUAAGUAUAUAUAAUCGAGGUGAUUAUGAAUAA